Messenger RNA from Puntigrus tetrazona (Sumatra barb), 1405 nucleotides. Its product is annotated as interferon-induced GTP-binding protein Mx-like. Gene Ontology annotation, cellular component: cytoplasm; microtubule; nucleus. Gene Ontology annotation, molecular function: GTP binding; GTPase activity; microtubule binding. The transcript is spliced from 7 exons. The coding region runs from base 69 to 1325 and encodes 418 amino acids. The record is from RefSeq and is a predicted model, not a curated record. Gene Ontology annotation, biological process: defense response to virus. NCBI's taxonomy places the organism in Eukaryota, Metazoa, Chordata, Actinopteri, Cypriniformes, Cyprinidae.
AGGGAACAGAGAAGAACAUUCUGGCCAGUGAACAACUAGGACAACGUCAAAUUGACGUUUUGCAAUGUAUGUUCGACAUUAUGCCCAACUUCAACCUGAUGUUAAACAGAUAUCUGGUGUCAGCUGGAACCUGCCUGACUUGUUCAAUCUGUGCCUGCUGGCAUUUGUAUGCUGGGUGUGACAGUAUAUAUCAGUGUGACAUACUGUUAAGAGGCAUCCAAAAGCACAAACAUUAUCGAGGACGAAUUAUUACAACUUUUUAUUAUUAUCUUGCUCUUUUCAUUAUCCAGAAAAUGUCUUUUUUAGGCAAAUUUGGUGAAAUGUCCAGUUCAGGUUUUUUCUCGUCUCCGGAUCAAAGAAGUGAUGAAGAUAGUGAUAGUUCUCAAAAUGAAAGUCAGAAAACAACGGGAGAGGUUCACAGUCAUUUAGAAGAGAGCAUCCGUCCAUACAUUGAUCUGAUUGACACUCUGCGGUCAGUUGGCAUCGAGAAGGACUUGUCAUUACCGGCUAUUGUAGUGAUUGGAGACCAGAGUUCUGGAAAAAGCUCUGUGCUGGAAGCUCUGUCUGGAGUUGCAUUACCAAGAGGGAGCGGAAUUGUGACCAGAUGUCCAUUAGAGUUGAGGCUGAAGAAGGUACCAGGAGUAGACUGGAAGGCUGUUAUAACUUACAAUAAGAAAACAACUGUAAAUUCGCCACGUCUUGCAGGUCCUAUCAGAGCCAGCCAACUGGUGGUAGGACGUGGACCACAGUCAACUCAAAAAAUUGAAUUUUCAGAUCCUUCAUUAGUUGAAGAACAUGUUGCAGCAGCCCAGAAUGAUCUGGCAGGAAGUGGGGUAGGAAUAUGUGAUGAGCUCAUCACUUUAGAGGUCAUGUCACCAGAUAUGUGUGACCUCACACUGAUCGACCUGCCUGGAAUUGCCCGUGUCCCAGUAGAAGGACAACCAGAGGAUAUUGGAAAACAGAUCAAACGUCUGAUCAUGAAAUAUAUUAAGAAACAUGAGACUAUAAACCUGGUUGUAGUCCCUUGUAACACUGACAUUGCAACCACAGAGGCCUUAAGAAUGGCAAAAGAAGUAGAUGAUGAGGGCAUAAGAACUGUCGCCAUUUUGACCAAGCCAGACCUCAUAGACAGGGGAACAGAGAAGGAGAUCCUGAAAAUUGUUGACAACAAUGUGAUUCCUCUCCGCAAAGGUUACAUUGUGGUGAAGUGUAGAGGACAACAGCAGAUUGAUGCUAAAGUUCCUCUGAAGGAGGCAGCAGAAAUAGAGCAAGAGUUCUUCCUAAACCAUGACUAUUUCAGGUUAAAAUCUAAGAAAUAUAAUUAAUGUAUUUGUUUCCAAAAAUGUAUGCAUUCAAAUGACCUGUUUUGCACUGUUUAGAUCAAGAGAUUCAUUCUUUAUUACUU